Molecule: messenger RNA, 3099 nt
Organism: Hevea brasiliensis (rubber tree)
Lineage: Eukaryota; Viridiplantae; Streptophyta; Magnoliopsida; Malpighiales; Euphorbiaceae
Product: protein TORMOZ EMBRYO DEFECTIVE
Exons: 14
Coding region: 200-2887 (895 amino acids)
Biological process (GO): endonucleolytic cleavage to generate mature 5'-end of SSU-rRNA from (SSU-rRNA, 5.8S rRNA, LSU-rRNA); endonucleolytic cleavage in 5'-ETS of tricistronic rRNA transcript (SSU-rRNA, 5.8S rRNA, LSU-rRNA)
Cellular component (GO): 90S preribosome; nucleolus; small-subunit processome
Molecular function (GO): U3 snoRNA binding; protein binding
Source: RefSeq, a predicted model, not a curated record
CCGUAGACGAUUCCCACCAACCUUAAACCCUAGCACCACUUGACCAGCUUAGCAAAACCCUUGCUCGCUAUCUCUUCCCGUCUCCCCUUCCCCUCUAUCUUUCAAGUAAAUUCUGCUGCUUCUUCGAUAGCUAUUAAGAAUUUGCCCUAUAUCUACACACAGAUUCUCAUAAUUAUCAAUUUAAAUUUGACUGCUGUUCAUGGCUUCGGUACAAAUGAAGAAGAAUUACCGAUGCGUUCCGUCGCUGCAGCAGUUCUACAGCGGGGGGCCGUUCGUGGUGGCGUCGGACUGCUCCUUUAUUGCUUGCGCUUGUGGUGAAGCCGUCAAGAUUGUGGAUUCAGCGAAUGCGUCGAUAAGGGCGACUAUCGAAGGUGACACCGAGGCCAUCACUGCGUUGGCACUUAGCCCUGAUGAUAAAUUGCUGUUUUCUGCGGGUCACAGUAGGCAAAUUAGAGUCUGGGACUUAUCCACUAUGAAGAGCGUGCGCUCUUGGAAGGGCCAUGAUGGUCCUGUGAUGGGCAUAGCUUGCCAUGGAUCUGGAGGCUUGCUGGCAACUGCAGGAGCCGAUAGAAAAGUCCUGGUUUGGGAUGUUGAUGGUGGCUUCUGCACACAUUACUUCAAAGGCCAUAAAGGGGUUGUGACAAGUAUUGUAUUCCAUCCUGAUACAAAUAAAAUGCUUCUUUUCUCCGGAAGUGAUGAUGCAACUGUACGAGUUUGGGAUCUUGUAGCCAAGAAGUGUAUAGCAACAUUAGAAAGACAUUUUUCAGCAGUGACCUCUUUGGCAGUAUCUGAAGAUGGAUGGACGUUACUUAGUGCUGGAAGAGAUAAGGUCGUGAACUUGUGGGACCUUCAUGGCUAUGUCUGCAAGAUGACAAUUCCAAGUUAUGAGGUGUUGGAAGCUCUCUGUGUAAUUCCUUCGGGGACUCAAUUUUCUUCAUUUCUUAGUUCAUACAGUCAGCAGAUUGGAAAAGACAGAAAUGGAUCAUCAGCAAUUUAUUUUGUCACUGUUGGUGAACGUGGGAUUGUACGGAUAUGGAACUCUGAACGUGCGAUUUGCCUUUAUGAACAAAAGUCCUCAGAUGUUACUGUCACCUCAGAUGCUGAUGAAUCAAAAAGAGGCUUCAUUGCUGCUACUAUGCUUCCUUUAGAUCAAGGAUUGCUUUGUGUGACUGCAGAUCAGCAGUUUCUGUACUACAUACCAGUUGAACACCCUGAAGAGAAGUUCAAGUUAGUACUGAGCAAGAGGCUUAUUGGGUACAAUGAAGAGAUUUUGGAUAUGAAAUUUUUGGGUGAGGAGGAAAAAUUUCUUGCUGUUGCUACGAAUCUUGAACAGAUUCGAGUGUAUGACCUGGAAUCUAUGUCAUGCGCUUAUGUAUUGACAGGUCAUACUGAAAUUGUUUUGAGCCUUGACACCUGUAUAUCAAGAUCUGGGAGGACACUUAUAGUUACAGGAAGUAAGGACAAUACUGUAAGGUUAUGGGAUUCAGAAAGCAGAAACUGCAUUGGUAUUGGCACAGGUCACAUGGGAGGUGUUGGAGCUGUCGCACUUUCAAAGAAGUGGAAGAAUUUCUUUGUUACUGGCAGCAGUGAUCGAACCAUCAAGGUAUGGAAUUUGGAUGGUAUCUCAGAUGACAUGGACCAGCCUGUUAAUUUGAAAGCAAAAGCAGUUGUUGCAGCUCAUGAUAAGGACAUAAACUCUCUGGCUGUUGCGCCGAAUGAUAGUUUAGUAUGUAGUGGUUCUCAGGACCGGACCGCAUGUGUCUGGAGGCUUCCAAAUCUGGUAUCUGUUGUUGUACUUAAAGGGCAUAAAAGAGGAAUUUGGUCCGUAGAGUUCUCACCAGUUGAUCAAUGUGUGAUUACAGCUUCUGGUGAUAAAACAAUAAAGAUAUGGGCUAUAGCUGAUGGAUCUUGCUUAAAAACCUUUGAAGGGCACACAUCAAGUGUAUUGAGAGCAUCAUUUCUUACUCGUGGCACCCAAUUGGUUUCAUGUGGUGCUGAUGGUUUGGUAAAGCUAUGGACAGUAAAAACGAAUGAGUGCAUUGCCACAUAUGAUCAACAUGAGGACAAGGCUUGGGCCUUGGCAAUUGGUAAAAAGACAGAAAUGUUUGCAACCGGUGGCAGUGAUGCAGUUGUUAAUCUGUGGUAUGACUCAACUGCUGCUGAUAAAGAGGAAGCUUUUCGUAAAGAGGAGGAAGGAGUUUUAAAAGGCCAAGAAUUAGAAAAUGCUGUAUUAGAUGCUGACUACACUAAAGCUAUUCAAAUAGCAUUUGAACUCCGCAGACCUCAUAAACUUUUUGAGUUAUUUGCUGAACUAUGCGGGAAGAGGGGAGUUGACUAUCAGAUGGAGAAAGCCUUACGUGCUGUUGGUAAGGAAGAAUUUCAUCUACUUCUCGAGUAUGUUCGCGAAUGGAAUACAAAGCCGAAGCUGUGUCAUGUUGCACAAUAUGUGCUCUUUCAAGUUUUCAACAUCCUUCCUCCGACACAGAUUCUAGAGAUUGGAGGGAUCGAGGAGUUUCUUGAAGGUCUUAUACCAUACUCCCAGAGGCAUUUCAGCAGGAUAGACCGACUAGUUAGAAGCACAUUUUUGGUGGACUACACUUUGACAGGAAUGUCAGUUAUUGAGCCUAAUAUUCAAGCUGCAGAACCAAAGGAGUCGUCCCAUAUACCCACUAAUGUUAAGGAUGAUGACAUCGUUCUUUUAUCAGAACAAGCUGAGAAAGAGCAACAGCAGACUCCUGAAGUGUUGAAAGAGAGAACAAGUUCAAAGAAACGGAAAUCAAAGCAAGCCAACAAACCUAGUGAUAGAUCACAUAAGAAAGUUAAGGGUGCAGCUUCCACAAGCGCAGCAGCAAUUCCAUUACAGGCAUAUAACAGUUCAUUCCUGUAGUGUACCUUUUGAUUAUUUCUUAGAACUGGGCUAUUAAUUUUAUUGGAGAGGAUGCAAUUUUGACCAUGUAAAUUGUAGAAAAUAUCUUCCAAUUUUCCCUCCAAAGAACUCUCCAGUAUUCUCUGAAUGGCUCCAUUUAUUUAAUUUUUUUUUAUCACUUUGUAUCUGAACAUUGUAUGCUAAAUUUUGUUUGUAUAAGAGAGAUUUAGCAA